AUGGAUAAUCCGAUUGGUGUUCUUAAAAUUAGGAUCAAAAGAGGGUUGAAUCUGGCUGUUCGUGAUUCAAAAGCAAGCGAUCCUUACGUUGUGAUCAAGACGGAUAAACUGAGAGUCAAGACUCGGUUUGUGAAAAAGGAUUGCAACCCCGAGUGGGAUGAAGAAUUCGAUUUUCCCAUUUAUGAUCCUGAGCUUCCCGUUAGGGUGAAAGUAUAUGAUCAUGACACGUUUACAUUGGAUGACAAAAUGGGAUAUGCGGAAAUUGACGUGAAACCGAUUUUGGAGGCACUAAAUAUGACAAAGGAAAACCAUCACCCGAGUGGCACUGUUUUAACUACAAUACAACCCAUUCGAACAAAUUUCUUGGCUGAAGAAAGCAAUAUUAUGUGGGAAAACAACAAAAUCUUUCAAGAAAUGUGUCUCAGAUUGCGAAUGGUGGAACGUGGUUUAGUUGAACUCGAAGUGACUUGGAUUAAUAAUCCGGAUCCUGGUAGUAACACUUAGCCAUUAUUUUUGUUUUAUCUAUAAAAGGAAAUGAUGAUAUAUUUGGGAAAUAGAAGGACAAAAAAAUA
Lactuca sativa (garden lettuce) is the source of this 572-nucleotide messenger RNA. RefSeq names its product protein C2-DOMAIN ABA-RELATED 3. The record is from RefSeq and is a predicted model, not a curated record. Lineage: Eukaryota; Viridiplantae; Streptophyta; Magnoliopsida; Asterales; Asteraceae.